Molecule: messenger RNA, 3544 nt
Organism: Trametes versicolor FP-101664 SS1
Lineage: Eukaryota; Fungi; Basidiomycota; Agaricomycetes; Polyporales; Polyporaceae
Product: beta and beta-prime subunits of DNA dependent RNA-polymerase
Exons: 15
Coding region: 1-3432 (1143 amino acids)
Biological process (GO): DNA-templated transcription
Cellular component (GO): RNA polymerase III complex
Molecular function (GO): ribonucleoside binding; DNA-directed RNA polymerase activity; DNA binding
Source: RefSeq, a predicted model, not a curated record
AUGGCGGCGCACGGAGAAGCGGAAGAGGAUUGGGCACAACUUGAGCAGCCCCACUGGCGUGGUCUUGGUAUCACGGAUCCCAUAAAGAGCGUAGAGGACAAAUGGCUGCUACUCCCCGCCUUCCUGAAGGUGAAGGGUCUGGUCAAACAACACAUAGACUCCUUCAACUACUUCGUGGACGUUGACAUCAAGAACAUCCUGAAGGCCAACAAUAAGGUCACCUCGGACGUCGACCCCCGCUUCUGGCUGAAGUACACAGACAUUGUGGUCGGCUUCCCGGACAGAACGGACGCGGACGCCAUAGACAAGAGCGUCACGCCCCAUGAAUGUCGAUUGCGCGACACGACGUACGGCGCACCUAUUCUCGUGACGAUCCAGUACACGCGCGGAAAAAGCGUCGUCCGGCGGGCCAAUGUCAACAUCGGCCGGCUGCCCAUCAUGCUCCGGAGUAACAAGUGUGUACUGACGGGACGCACGGAAGCUCAACUUGCGCGCAUGACGGAGUGUCCCUUAGACCCAGGGGGAUACUUCAUCGUAAAAGGCACCGAGAAGGUCAUUCUCGUGCAAGAGCAGCUGAGCAAGAAUCGUAUCAUCGUUGAGGUUGACCCGACCAAGGGCGUCGUGCAGGCAUCAUGUACUUCAUCAACGCACGGCGGUCUUAAGUCGAAGACGUAUGUCGCGACGAAGAAGGGGAAAAUCUACCUCCGCCAUAACUCCAUUCAUGAGGAUGUCCCAAUUGUCAUCGCACUCAAGGCACUCGGCAUCCAGUCGGACAAGGAGAUUCUCUUGCUGACGGCCGGCAACCACGAAGCUUACAAGUCAUCGUUCGCGCCGAACCUGGAAGAUGCGGCCAAGCUCGGAGUGUUCACCCGCCACCAAGCCCUGGAGUGGAUUGGUUCGAGGGUGAAGGUCAACCGGAGAGUCAUGGGGCCGAGGCGUCCUGCUUGGGAGGAGGCCCUGGAGGCGCUUGCGACGAUCGUGCUCGCCCAUGUUCCUGUCAGCGGGCUCGACUUCCGGUCUAAAGCUGUCUUUGUUGCGACAAUGACGCGACGCGUUCUCAUGGCCAUGGAUGACGAGAAGAUGGUCGAUGACCGGGAUUACGUGGGCAACAAGCGGCUGGAACUCGCGGGGCAGCUUCUGGCGCUCCUCUUCGAGGAUUUGUUCAAAACUUUUAACGCCAACCUGAAGGCGGCCAUUGACAAGGUCCUGAAAAAACCGUCACGCACAAGCGAGUUUGACGCGUUCAACACCAUGCAGUUCCAGGGGGACCACAUCACCUCCGGCUUCGUGCGCGCUAUCUCAACGGGUAAUUGGUCCUUGAAACGCUUCAAGAUGGAAAGGGCUGGCGUCACGCACGUCCUCAGCCGUCUCUCAUUUGUCUCGGCUCUCGGCAUGAUGACCCGCAUAUCUUCUCAGUUCGAGAAGACGCGCAAGGUCAGUGGGCCUCGAGCGUUGCAGCCCAGUCAAUGGGGUAUGCUGUGUCCGAGCGACACGCCAGAAGGCGAAGCAUGCGGUUUAGUGAAGAACCUUGCCUUAAUGACGCACAUCACGACGGACGUCGACGAGGAACCGAUCAUCAGGAUAGCGUUCAUGCUCGGAGUAGAAGACAUCAGUUUAGCGACCGGGACAGAGAUCUAUGGCCCGCACACCUUCGUCGUCAAUGUCAACGGGACUAUCAUCGGCCUGACGCGGUAUCCCGCGCGCUUCGUCAGCAACUUCCGACGACUGCGGCGGGCAGGACGGUUCAGCGAAUUCGUCAGCGUGUACAUCAACCAUCACCACCGGACCGUGCUCAUCGCGAGCGAUGGCGGACGAAUUUGCAGGCCCAUGAUCAUCGUCGAAAGCGGCAGGCCGAAGGUUAUGUCGGAGCAUAUCGCGCAAUUGAAGCAGGGACAGCUGACGUUCGAUGACUUCCUGCGCAAGGGUCUCGUGGAGUACCUCGAUGUCAACGAGGAGAACGACUCCUACAUCGCGCUGUACGAGAAGGACAUCGUGCCUGGGACGACACAUCUGGAGAUCGAGCCGUUCACACUCCUUGGCGCCGUUGCGGGCCUGAUCCCGUACCCGCACCACAAUCAGUCGCCUAGGAAUACCUACCAAUGCGCCAUGGGCAAGCAGGCCAUUGGCGCCAUCGGCUACAACCAGCUGAACCGCAUCGACACCCUCCUCUACCUCUCCGUUUAUCCCCAGCAGCCUAUGGUGAAAACAAAAACGAUCGAGCUGAUUGGGUACGACCGCCUACCUGCCGGGCAGAACGCCACCGUGGCGGUGAUGAGUUACUCAGGGUACGACAUUGAGGACGCGCUCAUUCUCAACAAGGCUUCGCUCGACCGCGGAUAUGGGCGGUGUCAAGUGCUCAGGAAAAACGCCACACUCAUCCGCAAGUACCCCAACGGGACGUACGACCGUCUGGCGGAUGCGCCCGUGGACGAGACCGGGCAGGUCCAGAAGAAGUACGACAUCAUCCAACCGGACGGCCUGGCGGGCGUCGGCGAGCGGGUCGACCCGGGCGAUGUGUACAUCAACAAGCAGACCCCGACGAACGCGAACGACAACUCCUUCACCGGCCAGGCCGCAACGGUCCCGUACAAGAACGCUCCCAUGACCUACAAGUCGCCCGUCGCAGGCCAAAUCGACAAAGUGAUGAUCACCGACACGGAGAACGAUCAGACCCUCAUCAAGGUGUUGAUCCGCCAAACGCGGCGGCCCGAGCUGGGAGACAAGUUCUCGUCGCGUCACGGCCAGAAGGGUGUCUGCGGGCUGAUCGUGAACCAGGAGGACAUGCCGUUCAAUGACCAGGGUAUCGUACCUGACACGAUCAUGAACCCCCACGGUUUCCCGUCCCGCAUGACGGUCGGCAAAAUGAUAGAACUGCUCGCUGGAAAGGCCGGCGUUCUAGCUGGGAAACUCCAGUACGGGACCGCGUUCGGCGGCUCCAAGGUCGAAGACAUGUCCCGGAUCUUAAUUGAAAAGGGCUUCAGCUACGCGGGCAAGGACAUGCUCACGAGCGGCAUCACGGGCGAGCCCCUAGAAGCCUACGUCUACUUCGGGCCUAUCUACUACCAGAAACUCAAACACAUGGUCAUGGACAAGAUGCACGCUCGCGCGAGGGGACCCCGUGCAACGCUGACACGGCAGCCAACGGAGGGUCGGUCGCGCGAAGGCGGUCUGCGUCUCGGCGAGAUGGAGCGCGACUGUCUUAUCGGCUACGGCGCGACGCAGCUGCUGCUAGAACGCCUCAUGAUCUCCUCGGACCAGUUCCAGGUGGACGCAUGCCAAGAGUGCGGGCUUCUUGGAUACAACGGCUGGUGUCCGUACUGCAAGAGUUCGAAGAAGAUGGCACAGCUCACUAUCCCGUAUGCCGCAAAACUGCUCUUCCAGGAGCUCAUGGCGAUGAACGUUGUCCCGCGGCUGGUGCUGGAUGACGCAUGAUGGGAAUAAGAAGCAGCCCUAAAUUAUAUCACACAUCCGCAUGUUUUGUCAAGGUAUCACGUACAUCUGUAUUUUGCGCACUAACUGUAUGACCAUUGAAGCUUUGUCAACC